UUUUUUUUGGGUAAAUUGAUCCUUUGCUUCCUCGUUCAGUCUCAGUCUUGUAGGGUUUAUCACUUGCUUCUAAGAUUCCUUUACAUCGUCUUCGUCUUUACAGAGUAACAAAUUAAACUGUAUGCAAUUCAAAGUCACUGCUAGUAAGAAAAAGAACCGAAAUAAGCAGAAAUGGCUGCCGAGCUGGUCAAUUCUGCCACAAGUGAGAAAUUGGCUGAGAUGGACUGGGCAAAGAACAUUGAAAUUUGCGAGUUAGUUGCUCGAGAUCAAAGGCUAGCUAAAGAUGUUGUUAAAGCAAUUAAGAAACGAUUGGGGAGCAAAAACCCAAAUGCUCAAUUGUAUGCUGUAUUGCUAUUGGAGAUGUUGAUGAACAAUAUUGGUGAAAAUGUUCAUAAGCUGGUGAUUGAUACGGGCAUUCUCCCAAUUCUUGUGAAGAUAGUCAAGAAAAAGUCGGACUUGCCAGUACGAGAGAGAAUAUUUCUGCUUUUAGAUGCUACACAAACAUCUCUUGGUGGUGCUUCUGGAAAGUUCCCUCAAUACUAUUCAGCAUACUACGAUUUGGUGAGUAGUGGGGUAGAAUUUCCUCAAAGGUCUCAUACUACACCAUCAAAUCCACCUGCGUCACUGCCAACUAAACCUAAUACGCUUAUUGGAGAACUUGCAUCUGCUAGACACGAGGCAGCUGCAAAGCAAGCAGAGCCUCAGAUUGUACCUGAGUCCAGUAUUAUUCAGAAGGCUAGCAAUGCAUUAGAGGUUUUAAAGGAAGUCCUUGAUGCAGUUGACACUCAAAAUCCUGAGGGUGCAAAGGAUGAAUUUACACUUGACCUUGUGGAACAGUGUUCGUUUCAGAAGCAACGAGUGAUGCAUCUUGUGAUGAGUUCUCGGGAUGAGAAGGUGGUUUCUCGAGCAAUUGAAUUGAAUGAGCAGCUCCAGAAUGUUCUCAUCAGACAUGAUGCUCUUCUCUCCGGGAAGACCACUGUUUCAAUAAGACCAACAUCAACUCCAAAUCAUUUUGACCAUGAAGAAGUGGAAGAAGAGGAGCCAGAACAACUUUUUAGAAGGAUGCGGAAAGGGAAAGCAUGUGCAAGACCAGAAGAUGAAGAGUGCUCCAGAGAGCAGCCACACUUGGGUGGGUUUGGAUCAAACAUUCUGGGAGAAAAAGAACGGCUAAACCGUCCGCUUAUUCGACCAUUGCCAUCGGAACAAUCAUGUGAAAACAAUGCAAAUCCUUCAGCUGUUGCAAUUCCUCCCCCUCCUGCAAAACAUGUUGAGAGAGAGAGAUUCUUUAAGGAGAAAAAGGUUGAUGGCUCUGCUGUGGCUGGUCAUAUGAGAGGCUUGUCAUUACACAGUCGUAAUGCUAGCAGUUCUCGUAGCGGGAGCAUGGAUUUCAGUGACUAACCAUAUAGGUUUCUGCUUUUUCUAUGAUUUUCAUCGCUAGUGCUGUCAGGUGUCGGUUGAAAGAUUGACAGAACUUCGGGAUACUUCAUCAUGUAAAAUGUCCUUAUAAUUGGAGCCGUCUUAUUUGGUGUUCUAUGCUGCUCGUCUUCGAGGGUGGCUGGCUGUUAUUGUUACUUCGAUCGAGUUGUGGAGUCCGCGUCGUGUUCGUCGUAUACUUCCGUUUCUAGGAGUUCUUGUAAAGAGGAUUACUUUCCAAAAAAUUUAGUAAAAUACUCUUUGAUGCAUGGCAAUUGUCUUGGACCA
Molecule: messenger RNA, 1701 nt
Organism: Hibiscus syriacus
Lineage: Eukaryota; Viridiplantae; Streptophyta; Magnoliopsida; Malvales; Malvaceae
Product: TOM1-like protein 5
Exons: 11
Coding region: 172-1398 (408 amino acids)
Biological process (GO): protein transport to vacuole involved in ubiquitin-dependent protein catabolic process via the multivesicular body sorting pathway
Molecular function (GO): phosphatidylinositol binding; ubiquitin binding
Source: RefSeq, a predicted model, not a curated record